This is a messenger RNA of Salvia splendens (bonfire salvia), 1905 nucleotides long. RefSeq names its product pollen receptor-like kinase 3. Gene Ontology annotation, biological process: protein phosphorylation. Gene Ontology annotation, molecular function: protein kinase activity; protein binding; ATP binding. Bases 1 to 1905 code for a protein of 634 amino acids. The record is from RefSeq and is a predicted model, not a curated record. The transcript has 2 exons. NCBI's taxonomy places the organism in Eukaryota, Viridiplantae, Streptophyta, Magnoliopsida, Lamiales, Lamiaceae.
AUGGCCAUAGCCAUAUUCUUGUGCACUUUUCUGCUAAUUUCUCCGGCAACACUUUCCAUUUCUGAAUCGGAAGCUCUCCUAAAAUUUAAAAAAUCCGUCGUGGAUUCAUCCCCUCUGCAUUCAUGGAAACCCGGGACGGAGCCGUGCGCACCGAACGUGCAUUGGAUCGGCAUAAUCUGCGUGAACGGGUUGGUUUCGAGCCUCCGGCUGAAGAACCUGGGGCUGUCCGGGAAGAUUGAUAUCGAGUCGCUGUCCUCGCUCUCGACCCUGAGAAGCGUUGGCUUCGUCUCGAAUUCUUUCUCCGGCCCUAUCCCGAGUUUCAAUCGCAUGGUGCUGCUCAAGGGAUUGUACCUCUCGAAGAACAAGUUUUCAGGGGAGAUUGCAGCUGACUAUUUCGAGCCUAUGGCCGGCCUCAAGAAGGUUUGGUUGUCGGGAAACAACUUCUCGGGCCGGAUUCCUGCCUCAUUGUUCCAGCUGGCUCAUUUGGCCGAGCUGCGCCUGGAUAACAACCAGUUUUCCGGGACCAUUCCCCCGCCUGAGCUGCCAGCUCUCGUGUUCUUGGACGUCUCCAAUAAUAGCUUGGAAGGGGAGAUCCCCGGGGGCCUGAUGAGAUUCGGGACGAAUGCAUUCCAGGGUAAUGUGGGGCUUUCUGCUCCUAAUGAGGGGCCUUUUGAUACUGAUGUGGGGCUUUAUGGGACAUCCUCGCGGCCCAGGAUGAGUCGUAUGCACAUGUCCUUCUUCAUGUGGUUCUUGGUGGCUGCGGCGAUGUUGUUCUUGGUGAUGGUGGUUGGUAUCUUCGCGAUGAAGAGGAGGCAGGAGACAGGUGAUGGUAUAGAUGAAUGCUCUAGUUUCCAAAUAUCGAGUGCUAGGAGGACCGAUGGGGUGGCCCGUGGGGAGGGGUUGGCCUCGGGCUCCGCCACGUCCCACAAGGAGCCGAGGAAAUAUGGGAAGGGGAUGGAGAUAGUGAUGAUGAAUGAGGAGAAGGGUGGGUUCUCGAUGCAGGAUCUCAUGAAAUCCUCGGCCCAAGUGCUGUCGACCGGGGCCACCAGCUCGUCCUACAAGGCCAUGAUGCCCACCGGGAUGACCGUCGUGGUCAAGAGGAUCAAAGAGAACGCUAAGAUCGGGAAGGAACAGUUUGAUGAUGAAAUGAGAAGACUUGGCUGUUUGAAGCAUCCAAAUGUGUGCUCACUCUUGGCCUAUCACUUUCGCACUAAUGAGAAGCUUUUGGUGUGUGAGUAUAAACCUAAAGCCAGUCUGCUAUAUCAAUUGCAACUACACGGUACAGCCGCCAACUCCGACCUGGACUGGACAACAAGACUCAGGAUACUUCAAGGCAUUGCCAGGGGUCUGGCUUACCUUCACACCGAGCUCUCCUCCCUCGACCUCCCACACGGUAAUCUCAAAUCCAACAAUGUGCUUCUAACCGAACAAUACGAGCCUCAACUCUCAGACUACGGGCUAUGCCUAGUGAUUAGCCGCAGCCUUGCUUCACAAACACUAGCAGCAUACAAGGCUCCAGAAGCAAUUCUGGAUCACCACAUUUCACCAAAAUGCGACAUCUAUUGCCUAGGAAUCAUCAUUCUUGAACUUCUUACUGGGAAAUUCACUUCUCAGUUUGUCAACGACGGAGAAGGUGGGGUCGAUGUAGUCCAACUGGCGAGAUCAGCCACUGCAGAUGAUAAAGAGGACCAACUAUUUGAUCCGCACCUGGAACAGACCGAAAAGUCCAAACAUGAGAUGAAGCAGCUUCUCCACGUCGGUGUAGCAUGCACCGAGAACAGACCCGAGCAGCGUUUGAACAUGGCAGAGGUCCUUAGGCGGAUAGAAGGGAUAACAGUGGAGGGUCAAUCCCAUGACCAGACGACCAUCCACGUCGGAGAACAAUCCUCGAGGGAGCUGGUGUGA